Molecule: messenger RNA, 621 nt
Organism: Bolinopsis microptera
Lineage: Eukaryota; Metazoa; Ctenophora; Tentaculata; Lobata; Bolinopsidae
Product: obelin-like
Exons: 1
Coding region: 1-621 (206 amino acids)
Molecular function (GO): calcium ion binding
Source: RefSeq, a predicted model, not a curated record
AUGCCUCUAGACGAGAACAACAACGAGAGCUAUAGAUGGCUGAGAAGUGUGGGUAACGAUUGGCAGUUUGAUAUCGAGGAUCUACACCCAAAGCAGAUAACCCGUCUCUACAAGAGGUUCGACACCUUCGAUCUAGACAGUGACGGUCGUAUGGACAUGGACGAGAUCCUGUACUGGCCCGACAGAAUGAGACAGCUGGUGAACGCUACUGACGAACAGGUCGACAACAUGAGGGCUGCGUGCUACACUUUCUUCCUCAACAAAGGAGUGGAUCCAGUUAACGGGUUACUUAGGGAGAACUGGGUUGAGUCUAACAGAGUCUUUGCUGAGGCUGAAAGAGAGAGGGAACGACGUGGUGAACCCUCCUUGAUUGGUCUUUUGUCAGACGCUUACUACGAUGUCCUGGAUGAUGACGGUGAUGGUACUGUUGAUGUUGAUGAACUAAAGACCAUGAUGAAGGCUUUUGAUGUGCCUCAGGAGGCUGCCUACACCUUCUUUGAGAAAGCUGACACGGACAAGAGUGGAAAACUGGAGCGAAACGAACUGAUCCAUCUCUUCAGAAAGUUCUGGAUGGAGUCCUACGAUCCUCAGUGGGACGGUGUCUACGCUUACAAAUACUAA